AGUGAAUGAUCGUACAGAAAAUAGGAUGGGAAUCAAUGAACCAAGCAAGCAGGCAAGCAAGCUACCUCCGUAAUUGAGAGCCAAAAAGCAGAAUCUCACCCCCUCCCCAUACACACACUGUGACGGAGAAAAGAAUCAACGGAUCAAGGCGAUGACAUCGCCUGGGUCGAAGAAAGUGGUUCCCGCGGACGGAUCGGAGAAGAAUCAUUCAGGGAACCUGGGAAGAACGGGGGAUCUCAAUGAAAGUGGAAGCAGCAGCGGUGGGGGAGAAGGAGGCACGUUUGAGUAUUUCGGACAGGUCUAUCAUUUGGGUUCGAAUAAGAUCGGGCACGAGUACUGUCAUCUCCGUUACCUUUUCAUUAGAGGCAAAUACGUCGAGAUGUACAAACGGGAUCCCCACGAGAACCCAGACAUUAAACCCAUAAGGCGUGGUGUCAUAGGGCCUACAAUGAUGGUUGAAGAGCUUGGACGUCGCAAAGUUAGUCACGGGGAUGUCUACGUCAUUAGGUUCUCUAACCGGUUGGACGAGAGGAAAAAAGGAGAAAUUGCUUGUGCUACCGCUGGAGAAGCCAUGAAAUGGGUUGAGGCUUUUGACGAAGCAAAACAGCAGGCUGAAUAUGCACUAUCCAGAGGGGGAAGCACAAGAACAAAAUUGAGCAUGGAGGCCAACAUUGAUCUUGAAGGACAUCGACCUAGAGUAAGGCGUUAUGCUUAUGGGUUAAAAAAGCUUAUCCGAAUUGGGCAAGGUCCGGAGACUCUUUUGAGGCAAUCCUCUACCUUGGUUAAUGAUGUCAGGGGUGAUAGUUUCUACGGAGGUGGAGACAAUGGAGAUGCAAUCGAGGCACAUGAAUGGAAAUGUGUUCGUACAAUCAAUGGUGUUAGGAUUUUUGAAGAUGUGGCUAACUUCAAGGCUGGUAGAGGAUUUCUUGUGAAAGCAGUAGCGGUAGUUGAAGCUAGUGCGGAUGCUGUGUUCGAAGUGAUUUCAAAGCUUGACAAACAUCAAAGAUACGAGUGGGAUACAGUAACAGGUGAUUCGGAAUUGAUAGACUCAUACGAGGGCCACUAUGAUGUCAUUUACUGCGUAUAUGAUCCUAAGUAUCUUUCACGUAUAUUUUUCAGAUGGCAAUCAAAGAGAGAUUUUAUCUUCUCUAGACAGUGGGUUCGUGGCCAAGAUGGAACAUAUACAAUCUUACAGUUUCCAGCAGUGCAUAAGAAGCGGCCUCCAAAGUCCGGAUAUCGACGUACAGAUAUAACUCCAUCUACUUGGGAAAUCAGAAAUUUGAAAAAGCGAUCAGAUGCAGAACCUCCAAGUUGUCUUGUAACACACAUGCUAGAAAUCCACUCUAAACGCUGGUGCAAAUGGAAGAGAACUAGCUACUCAAAGUUUGAAAAGACUAUUCCAUAUGCAUUACUCCUCCAAGUGGCAGGCCUGAAGGAGUACAUUGGAGCAAACCCGGCUUUCAAGUAUGAAGCCUCCUCUACUGUUGUACAGUCCAAGUUAUCAGAUAUUCCGAGUGGUGAAUAUGUAGAUGAGGAAAUGGAGGAGCAGUUUUAUGAUGCCACAGACUCAUCAUCUGAUGAGGAGGAAAGCGAUGAAGAUGAUGAGGAGCAGGACAAAAAGGAGAUAAAAGUCAAACUCAAGAAUGUUUCAUGGGCAAUCGCCAGCCUAUCUUUGAAGCAGCCUAAAGCUCCAGGCGCAAGUAAUGAAUUAGACACUAGUGUUGAUCCUGUGGAUAUCGAUCCAAGUCAGAUCCAAGGAUCCCUGCGCAAAGGAAAUGGUGAUAAGGACUCAAAUUGCUGGAAUUCUCCGAGUGGCAUGGGGUUUAUGAUCAGGGGAAAGACCUACCUGAAAGAUAAUGCAAAGGUAAUGGGUGGGCAGCCCCUUCUGACACUUGUAUCAGUGGAUUGGCUUAAAGUUGAUAAAGCUGUAGACAACAUCGCUCUGCAUCCGAAAUGUCUUGUCCAGUCAGAACCGGGGAAAAAGCUGCCGUUCAUCCUAGUCAUCAAUCUUCAGGUACCAGCAAAGCCGAACUAUUGUUUGGUCAUGUAUUAUGCUGCGGAUCGACCUGUAAGCGAGUCUUCCUCGCUUGGAAAAUUUGUAAAUGGGAGUGACAGUUACCGCGACUCAAGAUUUAAGCUGAUUCCAAGUAUUGUUCAGGGGUACUGGAUGGUCAAGCGGGCUGUUGGAACAAAAGCCUGCCUGCUUGGUAAAGCUGUAACCUGCAAGUACCUGAGGAAAGAUAAUUUUCUGGAGAUUGAUGUAGAUAUUGGAUCAUCGGCUGUUGCCCGGAGCGUUAUUGGUCUGGUACUUGGUUAUGUCACAAGCCUCAUUGUUGAUCUGGCCAUCUUGAUUGAGGGAAAAGAGGAAACAGAGUUGCCAGAGUAUAUUCUUGGGACGGUUCGGCUUAACCGAAUAGAGCUAGAUUCGGCCGUCUCUUUUGAGGAAUGAAGAACAGACGAUGAGUACGAAACAUGUGUCUUAUGGAUCGCUGCUACUAUUACCCACCCUUUUGGCGAAAUAUAGACAAACAAAGGGAUACCAAAAGAUACUUAAGAUUUAUGUUUCUUCCAAACUUGUGGAUUGGAUCAGCAAAAUUUAAUUCAGGGAAAUAUCAAGUCUUCACUUUGACUCUUUAUUUAAAACCUUUGGUAAUAAUACAAAGUGGUAUUUUUAAAGAUACCCUAUGUAUGUUUAUAAAUCUAGAAA
Messenger RNA from Brassica oleracea var. oleracea, 2707 nucleotides. Its product is annotated as protein ENHANCED DISEASE RESISTANCE 2. NCBI's taxonomy places the organism in Eukaryota, Viridiplantae, Streptophyta, Magnoliopsida, Brassicales, Brassicaceae. The transcript has 23 exons. Bases 152 to 2449 code for a protein of 765 amino acids. The record is from RefSeq and is a predicted model, not a curated record. Gene Ontology annotation, molecular function: lipid binding.